Molecule: messenger RNA, 1843 nt
Organism: Loxodonta africana (African savanna elephant)
Lineage: Eukaryota; Metazoa; Chordata; Mammalia; Proboscidea; Elephantidae
Gene: RNF166
Product: ring finger protein 166
Exons: 7
Coding region: 24-851 (275 amino acids)
Biological process (GO): protein polyubiquitination; ubiquitin-dependent protein catabolic process
Molecular function (GO): ubiquitin protein ligase activity
Source: RefSeq, a predicted model, not a curated record
CGGCAGCGGGCCCGGCCCCCGGGAUGGCGAUGUUCCGCAGCCUAGUGGCCUCGGCCCAGCAGCGGCAGCCGCCGGCCGGGCCCGCAGGUGGCGACAGCGGCCUGGAGGCUCAGUACAGCUGCCCCAUCUGUCUGGAGGUCUACCACCGGCCGGUGGCCAUCGGCAGCUGCGGCCACACGUUCUGUGGGGAAUGCCUCCAGCCGUGCCUCCAGGUGCCAUCCCCUCUCUGCCCACUCUGCCGCCUGCCCUUUGACCCCAAGAAGGUGGACAAGGCCGCCCACGUGGAGAAGCAGCUCUCAUCCUACAAGGCGCCCUGCCGCGGCUGCAACAAGAAGGUUGUGAAAGACCUUUCCAUCCUAGCCUCUUGGUGUAUGUUGGACAUGGAGCUGUGUGGCGUCUACUCCCUUGGGAGGCCUGGCUGUGGCCGCCUCCUCCUUCCACUCCUUAAUGUAGCCCUGGCAAAGAUGCGAGUGCACGUCUCGUCCUGUGUGAAGGUCCAGGAGCAGAUGGCCAACUGCCCCAAGUUUGUCCCUGUGGUGCCCACAUCCCAGCCCAUCCCCAGCAACAUUCCCAACAGGUCCACCUUCACCUGCCCGUACUGCGGUGCCCGCAACCUAGACCAGCAGGAGCUGGUGAAGCACUGUGUGGAGAACCACCGCAGCGACCCCAACCGCGUGGUCUGCCCCAUCUGCUCGGCGAUGCCCUGGGGAGACCCCAGCUAUAAGAGCGCCAACUUCCUGCAGCAUCUCCUCCACCGACACAAGUUCUCCUACGACACCUUCGUGGACUACAGCAUCGAUGAGGAAGCUGCCUUCCAGGCUGCCCUGGCCCUGUCUCUCUCGGAGAACUGAAGGCCCAGCUCCCUCCCCACCCUGAGGUCAGCCACUCACCCUGCGCCUGAGGUCCAGCUCCUUCCCCAGCUCCUGAGUGGGCGUGCUGCUGUGAGCCAGGUGGAGACUCCAUAAGGCAUGAGGAGGCCGGCUGGCCGAGCUGCAGAGGCAGGAGAGCAGCCACCCCUCACCUCCCUGCAGCAUAGCUUAGGUCUGAGAGGCUUUGCAACCGAGCGGGUGCCCUCGAGGUGUGGCCAGGCAGGGCAGCCUGUGACCCUGGAGCAGGUAGCAUUGUUCGAAGCCGUGAGGACUCUGUGCACCCAAGGCCCUGCUGCUAAGUGGAGAGGGGGUCAGGGCAGAGCUGCUGAAGACCCCUGCUGCACCCUGCCGUCCUGGCCCACCCCGCCUUCACCUGCUCAUUUGGUACUGGCUUUUGUGAUACCUAGGAAUUCUGGCGUUUUUCUAUAUUAUCCAGCGUGAGAGUCUUUUCACAUUUUAUAGAGCAAAGAAAACGCAGUUACUCUUCAUAUUGCAAUAUCCGUGUUUGACUAGGAAUAAUAGUAUUUUUAUGAAACAUUUACAAGAUUAUAUUUUUUAAAAAAAACAAUGAAAAAUAACCAUUGUGUGGGAUUGGAGGAGGGGGAGAUCGAGCAGGAGCAAAAGCCAGCGGGGCCGGGGGCUCCACUCUUGCAUGUGUGAUGUGGUGGUGGCAGCUCCACGGGUCAGGUUCUGUCAAUUUCUCUCUCAAUAAUGACCAGGAAGAAACCCCAGGCCCCAGCCCACUUGCUGGUGGCUGCUGGGUCUGCAGACAGGGCAGGGUCUCCCAGAGAAACAGGAUGGCCUGGCCCGGGGUCCUGGCUUGGCAGAGGUGGGAAGGUGCCCCAUGGCUCCCUGUCCCUGCCCUGCCCCAGGCCAGAGGGGCAGAGUGCAGGAGGCUGGGGCCAGAAAACAUGUUUUAUGGCAUAAGUUAUUGCUGUCUCUUAAAAAAAACUUAAAUAAAAUGUUUCAGAGAA